AUGAAAAAAUUAUAUUGUGAAAUUUUUAAAAAAAAAAAUAAUUUUUUUUUAAAUAAUAAUUCUUAUCUUAACUAUGGGAUCAACAGAAUAAUUACAGGGGAAUAUGUUAAAUUUUAUACAAAACGUGAUUUUUUAAAAUUAAGGAAAUUUAAUUAUAAAAAUUUAUCUACUUUUGAAAAAAAUAAAAUUAAUGUGAAUAAAAAAGAAGAUAUAAAUGUUAAAGAAUACAAUUAUUCAAAAAAAAUGAAUAUUAAAGAAAAUAUGUUAAAAAAUGAAUCUUACUCAAAAAAAGAAAACCUAGACAAAAACAUUGUAGAAAAAAAAGAAACGUUAAAUGAAGACAAAAAGGAGAAAAAAGAAAAAGAAAAAAAAAAUGAUUUGAUAAAAAGUUUAUCAGAAGAAUUUGGUUAUAAAUAUGAAAAACAUGAACCAACAAUGUUUGGAGAUUGGUCGCAUAAUUGUAGAGUAACUGAUUUUUAA
Plasmodium gallinaceum is the source of this 480-nucleotide messenger RNA. Its product is annotated as conserved Plasmodium protein, unknown function. The transcript has a single exon. The record is from RefSeq and is a predicted model, not a curated record. The coding region runs from base 1 to 480 and encodes 159 amino acids. Lineage: Eukaryota; Apicomplexa; Aconoidasida; Haemosporida; Plasmodiidae.